AUGUCUUGUAACAAUUCUACGAAUAUUUUUCUUCUUGGUCUGGUCUCAGGUAUAACAUCGGAUAUUCGCGCUCAAAGUAUCGAUCAACAAGCACUGAUGACAUUUGCUUAUGUUUUCUCCAUCACCUCAUUGUCCUUAUUCGGACUUGUAUCGAAUAUACUCUCAGUUGAUACAUUGUGUCAAGCGCAAAUCCGAUCAACAACUGUUGGAAUAUAUUUGAUUGCUUAUAGCUGCUGUUCAAUCAUUGGAAUUAUUAUGUUAGAAUGUCGAUUGAUUCGAAUGCUUGAAAAUUUAAAUUAUGCAGGAUCGUUGAUCAUCUGUUCUAUUGUAUCGAGUAUCGCAUCGAUAUUUACUCGAAUUUGCCUGUGGUUGAAUGGGUUAGUCAGUUUGCAACGGUCUUUACAAUCAUUUGAAGCAACGGUAUUUAUGAAUAAAAUCCGUUCACAAUCAGCAGCGUUCAAACAGAUCGUUUUGGUGUUUAUCUGUAUACCUUUGAUGCAUGUACAUGAAAUAAUCUCUCGUGUCUCGUUGCCCGAUCCAUUAUUACUGGGAAACUACAUCUGUCAAAUUCGAUAUUCUCCUCCAUUGCUAACAAUGAACACAGUAUUCGCAUUCAUACAUCUGUUCGUUCCGUUUACAAUGAAUAUGUUAUCGAAUUGUUUGAUUUUAACGUCCAUCACUCGCCGAAGGGUGACACUUCAUCAUCGACGUUAUUGGAUCGAAUGGAAACAUCAUUUUCGUCGGCAUUGUCAUCUCUUUCUAUCACCAACGUGUUCUCUAAUCUGUAUUACACCUCAAUUGAUCCUAACAUUGAAGUUCUCUUGUGUGAAUAUCUCUCUCAAAUGGCUAUUACGACUUAAUACAGCGGCAAAUUUGAUUAUCUAUAUUCCUCAAGCAGCAACAUUCUUCCUGUUUGUUUACCCAUCGGAAACUUAUUAUGAUGUCUUUAGGACACAGUCCGAUUUAAAGAAAUGCUUUCGCCCUCGACCUCAAAAUAGCGUUCAUCCAGUUCAAACGGUAGCAGACCAAAUUGAAACUGUGUUACAACCAAGAAAUCAGUCUUAA
Molecule: messenger RNA, 1065 nt
Organism: Adineta ricciae
Lineage: Eukaryota; Metazoa; Rotifera; Eurotatoria; Adinetida; Adinetidae
Source: the annotation of a GenBank genome assembly